AUGGUCCAACUCUCCACCUCCGUCCUCCUCGCCGCUCUCCUCGCCGCCCCUUCUUUGGCCUCCCACGUCGCCACUGAGCAUGGAUCCAACUCCUUCUCUGUUCGCGAUCUCGAGUACCUCGAAGAGCUCGCCAUCCGGGAACCCGCCCUCGGUGGCGCGUUGAGGAAGGUCGGCCGUGUCGUCAAGAAGGCCGUCAACAGCAAAGCCGCCGGAGGCGCCAUGGCGGCUGCUGAGGUCGCCGGUACUGCCGCCGCCAUCCACUCCGCCUCUAGACAACCCACCGCACGCGACCUCGAGUACAUCGAGGAACUCGCCGCACGCGACCCCCGCAUCGGGGCUAUGCUGAAGAAGGUUGGUCGUGUGGCUGGCAAGGUUCUCGGUGGGGUUAGCACCGUGGCCACCGUUGGCAGUGUCGCCGCAUCUGUUGCCCCCCAGCGGCGCGAUCUCGAAUAUCUCGACCUCAAGAUGCGUGACCCCCGCCUCGGCGCUGUACUGAAGAAGGUCGGUCGCGUGGCUGGCAAGGUGCUCGGCGGCGUCAGCACUGCGGCCACCGUUGGAAGUGUUGCUGCAUCUGUUGCCGCACCCCAGCGACGUGAUCUCGAGUACCUCGACCUCGAGAUGCGCGACCCCCGCCUAGGUGCCGUACUCAAGAAGGUCGGUCGAGUCGCUGGCAAGGUUCUUGGUGGGGUCAGCACGGCGGCUACCGUGGGCAGCGUUGCUGCGUCUGUUGUCCCCCAGCAGCGUGAUCUCGAGUACAUCGAGGAACUCGCCGCACGCGACCCCCGCAUCGGGGCUAUGCUGAAGAAGGUUGGUCGCGUCGCCGGCAAGGUUCUCGGUGGGGUCAGCACCGCAGCAACCGUCGGUAGUGUCGCUGCAUCUGUUGCCGCACCCCAGCGACGUGACCUCGAGUACCUCGACUUGGAGAUCCGCGACCCCCGCCUCGGCGCUGUGCUGAAGAAGGUUGGCCGUGUCGCUGGCAAGGUGCUCGGUGGUGUCAGCACGGCCGCCACCGUUGGCAGUGUUGCAGCAUCUGUUGUCCCCCAGCAACGCGACCUCGAGUUCAUCGAGGAGCUUGUCGCCCGCGGAUACUUCGACGAGCUCGACUGA
Messenger RNA from Cyclocybe aegerita, 1107 nucleotides. NCBI's taxonomy places the organism in Eukaryota, Fungi, Basidiomycota, Agaricomycetes, Agaricales, Hemipholiotaceae. The record is from the annotation of a GenBank genome assembly.